Molecule: messenger RNA, 1128 nt
Organism: Bactrocera neohumeralis
Lineage: Eukaryota; Metazoa; Arthropoda; Insecta; Diptera; Tephritidae
Exons: 1
Coding region: 1-1128 (375 amino acids)
Source: RefSeq, a predicted model, not a curated record
AUGUUUAACGCCCACAUAAAUGUUGAGGCAUGCAGUUCAGUACGCGCCAUCAAAUAUAUCUGCAAAUAUAUAAACAAGGGUAGUGAUCAAGCUAUUUUCAAUUUUAGAAAUACUGAUCUUGCGAAUCCCGUAGAUGAGGUACAAACUUAUCAGUCUGGUCGGUAUGUCAGCAGCAACGAAGCCGUGUGGCGUCUGUUAGGAUUUCCGUUGCACGAAAGGCAUCCCACCUUGAUGCAUCUCAGCGUGCAUUUAGAAAAUGGUGAACGCGUUUAUUUUAAUGAACACAAUUUCCAUGAACGAUUAACUACUCCGCCAAAAACCACUCUCACUGCUUUUUUUGAUCUUUGUAUCAGAGAUGAGUUUGCAAAAACUCUUCUUUAUGUCGAGGUGCCGAGGUAUUAUACUUGGGAUGCAAGUAGGAAAACUUGGAAACGCCGCAUUCAAGGUACUUCUGUUCAGGAUUGGCCUGGCGUCAAAUCUGGAGAUGCUUUAGGACGAGUUUAUACAGUUCAUAUUAGUAACAUGGAAUGUUUUUGUCUACGCAUGCUUUUACACCAUGUGCGCGGACCUACCUCUUUCAAUGAUCUAAAAAAAUAUAACACACAAGAUUAUUCUACAUUUCGAGAGGCAUGUGAGGCAAGAGGAUUACUGGAGAAUAAUAACCAUUGGGAUGUGACACUGGAAGAAGCUGCUCAAUGUAGAUCAGCAGGCAAGAUGAGAGAGCUAUUUGCUGUAUUAGUAGCGACAUGUGGUCUUUCAAAUCCUCAACAAUUGUGGGAUAAAUACAAAAAUGAUAUGACGGACGAUAUAUUGCACAGAUUACAAGAGCAAAAUCCCAAUGUCACGUACAGUGAUUUAAUUUACAAUGAGGGUCUGACAAAAAUUGAAGACCAGGUUAAAACAAUUUCUGGAAAGGAUUUAUCAGAUUAUGGAAUGAACAGACCACAGAGAACCGAGGAAAUCAGUAGCGAUUUAAUACGGGAACUAGAUUACGAUACUGCUUCCUUACAACAACAAUUAACAGAGUCUGUUCCACGUUUGAACCCAGAACAAAGGUUAGUAUUUGACAAUGUUGUCAAAAAAAUCGAAGAUGGCGAAGGUGGUUUGUUAUUUUUGGAUGCUCCUUGA